CAUGUUACAUGCACAAAAAAGAUACAUAACUCAAUAAAGGAGAGGGAAAAGGCCAGAAAGCAUAAUACUACCUCUUUAACUGAAAACGCACUACUGUGCAAUGUCAGUGAUGAGAUGACUUCCCUCACCAACUUGCUUACAAAGAUUUUGCCUGCGCUGUCCGACCCCGUCUUAUGAACUGCGCGUUGUCAGAAUUCUUCCUCUCCUCUCCGCAUGUCUCCACAGUGCCAUCACAAGCCCUGGCAACUCCUAACCACUCGAGAGACGUCUGGAGCUCUCUUAAAUAACUAGGAGAGUAAGAGGGAUUCUAUAGCUUUAAGAAAUUUGAUAACUUGCUGUUCUUAAAUUUAAAAGUAGGAGUAAAUUUCAUAAAUUCUCAGCACUUAAGACUAAAAUGGCACUUUGAUAAGCUUGAUAAAUACCGGCCCUGAAUCCUCCACCUCUGCCUUUAGUUAAACGUGUAGUGUUGUUUCACGUUUAAAUUGCGACACCAUGUGAGAUAAAGGAAAUUUAGUAAAUGUCACAAAAGGCUUAUGAAUCGGAAUCAAAUAACCUUUCUUGUACGUUUGAUUUGUGUGAAUAUUAUGGGUUAGUUCGUCCAUAAUUUAUUGUCCACGCAUGCAAACUUUUAAGUUUCGAUUCCAGCAAAGCGACGCCAGGCGGCGAACCGAAACCUGUGAAACGGAAGUGAACCUACAGCUGACGCUCUGACGGUGAUGUUUACUGUGAGAAGAGACUUAAUUCUGUAAAAUACACGAAAUUUAUGUGUUUCUUUAGUGAAGUCUGUAGGCUACUGAUGUUCUUCAGCGGGCGUUUCUCGUUAGUGACGGAUCUCCGCUUCGGAAUGAGAGGCCUCACCAACUACUGUCUGUCCUGCUGUGUGAACACUUUACUGCAGACCUUCUCUGCUACCUGGGAGCUAGCAGACCUCCUGGACAAGUGGGAAGCAGCUGGUGUGAGAGCGGCCAGUAGUAACGUCCCCCUGCAGCUAAAGAAGGUUCUCGCAGACAUGAAGAGCGACCUCCCUCAGCCUGCUCCCCAUCAUGACUUCCUCCACUGUCUGGACAGAAACUGCCUUCGACUUUAUGUGCAGCAUGAUGCUGAUGAGGUUUUCCUCUCCAUCCUGAACUUGAUCCAACAACAGAUGGAUGACAAAAAUCUGGCUCUUGAAAUCCAUAAUCUGUACAAGAUUUGUGUGGAGACGUACCUGCAGUGUUUAGAGUGUUCCUCUGUCCAGACUCAUACCAGCUACCUGCUCAGCCUGCCUCUGCAUAUAAAGGAAGAUCGCAAUUCUCUGGAAGGCUGCAUGGCCUCCUUCUUUGAGCAUCAAGAGCUACGGGGCAUAGAUUGCUGCUUUUGUGAACAAUGUGGAACAAAGACUCCAUCGAAACAGGGUGUCAAAUUGCUCUCCCUGCCUCGUAUCUUGUGCGUGCACCUGAAAAGGUUUAGGAAUAGCCAUGGUUACACUCGAAAACUUGAUUGCAGGGUUACCUUUCCAGAAACCUUUGACAUCUUUGAGAUUCUUAAAGGAGCAUUCUCCCCAGACUUUGUCCAGAAUGACUGCAAAUACACUUUGCAUGCAGUGGUAGUACAUUCUGGUACUGCGAUGUUCGGACACUAUACUGCCUAUGUUCGUCGCUGGGUGAACAAACGCUGGUACUAUGCAAAUGACAGCUCUGUAAAACAGGUCUCCUGGGAAGAAGUAAAGACAUCGUAUGGAGGACAUUACAGACCCACAGCGUACAUGUUAAUGUACAGAAGAGAUUCAAGGGAGCAGGAACAACAACCUGAAUUCUCCAGCUGAGUGGAUGGAUGCAGAUGAAUUAACUUGGGGUCACAAGUGCAAUAUUGGAAUAUAACCAUAGGAAUAUAAACACUCAUUUGCUUGAAAUAAUUCAUUGGUAAAGGGUUUUCUAUUUAAUGAUUUCCUCAUUUCUGCCAAACACCAGUAGGUGGUGUUGAAGACUCAACACAGCAAAGGGUUUUCCACUUUCAGACCACACACACUGUGAACACACUUCAAUGAUAAUGGGGGGUUGGUUUGAAGAGAAUGCUUAGCUUAGAUAGUCACUGUUUGGGGGGAAAUACCUGCUAUAGGACUCAGUGUUGAUUUUCCUGACACUGCUGUAUAAUAUAUGAGUCACCCAUGGAGAACAAUGAAUUCAUUUUUUCUCACCUGGGCUGCCAAAAACAACAACAACAAAAAAUCUCCUUUAGCAUCUCACUCCGAGUUUAUGUAUCGCAUUUUCUCACUACCUGCAGGCCUUUUACAUGAUAUUACAAAACUGUUUUGGAAUGACACCUUGAUGUUUUUUCCGCUCUUGUUUGUACAUCAACACCAGCACAUCUCCCACCACCUUAGCUCAAAAUGUACAUGUAUGCACUUAAGGUACUGAAAAGUGCCUGUUCUUUAUAUAUUUGUUUUUCAAAAAGUAUUGGGGAAACAACAAAAAUAGGUUAGACGUUGCAGACACAGCCACAGUGCUUAAAUGCUCGGUAUAGCCUGUCAGCAGAGCCUCUUAAGUUCCCUCUCGCUUCGCCAAGAGUCGGGGGACCGUGUGAAAUGGUGCUUAUGUGCUGCAGAGCUCUGACAGAAUGGAACAUGUCUGCACAGUGCCACAGGCAGCAGGCCUUAUGCUUAGUCAUCUCACUGCCAUGUAGCUCAGGCGCAGCUUUCUGUUUAGGGGGUAUCUUCCUCCCACAUUCAGACCGAAGACCAGGGCUUGAUGUGGAUAUUAUGCUUCUAGAUUUGAGUCACAGGUAUUGUUCGAUGUUUCACACUGAAUUUGUGACUUUCCUCUGACUUGUACAAGUAUGAAGCUGACAUUGAAAACAUUCAUAAUAAUAAAGACUAUUGACACAUA
Molecule: messenger RNA, 2864 nt
Organism: Micropterus salmoides (largemouth bass)
Lineage: Eukaryota; Metazoa; Chordata; Actinopteri; Centrarchiformes; Centrarchidae
Product: ubl carboxyl-terminal hydrolase 18-like
Exons: 10
Coding region: 764-1804 (346 amino acids)
Biological process (GO): protein deubiquitination
Cellular component (GO): nucleus; cytosol
Molecular function (GO): cysteine-type deubiquitinase activity; cysteine-type endopeptidase activity
Source: RefSeq, a predicted model, not a curated record